CUGGCUAUAGACUCGAUUACCAGUGGAUCAACAUUCGACCUCUAACUUUUUUUGGUUUUCUUCUGAUGACGUUAGAAUGGUUCAUGGACUUGGUUCCUGGUUGGCAACAACAACUGUGACGAAGCAGUGGGAACAGCAACAACAAUACCAUCGGCGAAAGGGUAAGUGCCAUUCGAAUGACAACCAAAAAAGGAUGCAGUUGUGGACCAGAAGGUUAGGGAAAAAGAGAAUCAAGUUCACAGAUUUAUCUCCAGAAAUGAUAAACCACAUUGUGAGAUUUUUCAUAUUCACUUUGGUUAUCAUCAAAGUUGAAGGAAUAAAGAACUCUGAUUCCGCUACACCAGCAUGUGGAAGUGUUACAGGCUGCCUUGUUUGGCCUCCUAAUUGUUCUUCACUGAAUUGCAAAGUUGUUUUGGAAUUUUUCCAUGAAAAUCAGUCAAAAUUCAUUAAUAUAAUGAUGUCAGUCAAAUCAAGUGACUGGGUUGCAUUUGGCUACAACAUGAGUCCUAGAAUGAUGGGAGGGACAGUAGGACAAAUCUGCAUGAAAAGACAGUCAAAAGAGCCAAUUUUAAAGUCAUUUGAAAAUGAAGGAACCGAUUUCAAUAUGAAGGAGCUGGCCGGACAAAUCAAACCAUAUCCAACUGUUACAUCAAAUGUUAAUGGAUGGCUCAUUUGUCGGUUUAAAACGCCUUUACAAGGGGCGUCUCUUCCUGAUCUGACAAAACCUUGGUAUAUCAUUGCAUCUUGGGGGGAAACAAAAAUGAAAGGAUCUAAGAUCCAUGCUAAGGAACAUGGUACAGGCGACUAUUUUUGGACUUCUUCAAAAGUAAUUGUGACGGAGAAACACAGUUUUCGUGUUUCGACAUUUGGAUGGGGCCUUAUCGCUGCUCAUGGUUCCUUAAUGGUGCUAGCUUGGAUUGGAUUUGCUUUUUCUGGUAUCUUUUUUGCUCGGUAUAUGAGAGGUUCUUUGCAGGGAAAGAAGGUCUGCGGAAUGAAUUGGUGGUUUCAGUUCCAUAGAAUCGCCAUGUUCUGCAGCACAGUGUUGGUCAUAAUUGCAUUUAUCAUAAUUCUGGUCGAGGCGAAAGGAUGGAACACCGAAAUGGAUGCUCAUCCAAUUCUUGGCAUUAUCACCAUAAUUUUGGUCGUUUUACAGACAGCGGCAGGAAUGCUGAGGCCUGCAGUCAACUCCUCAAGGAGAUAUAUGUUUAAUAUUUUCCAUCGGUUAAAUGGAGCUGUCACAUACAUAUUGGCAAUGGUGACAAUUUUUCUUGGUUUGGCUGCAAUGGAGGUUGAUUUUGCUGUGUUAAUUCUCUAUUUGGUCAUUAUUCUUAUUGCUUUUGUUGGGUUUGGAGGCUACCAGUUCUACAAAUCAAGAAUAGUAACUGAAGUUCCCUACCAAGAAAGUGAGCUUGAUUCACAUGAUGGGAGCAACGCAAGUGAUGAUUUGCCAUCUUCAGCAAUAAUGAGCUCAAAGGAGCUUUUUAUCUUCAAAAUUUCUGGAGGAAUGGUGGUUGCUUUGGGGUUUGGAAUUGCAUUAGUUCUUAUAUCUUUAAUUGGACACAAAGGUUAUGUUUAUGCAAAGAAACAGCAUGUGUGACUCUCAGAGGUACAAGAUGGAAUCUUUAAGAUUCUCCCAAACAUUUAUUCCUUGAAAUUUGUUGUGCCAGUAUAAAAUACUGAAAACGCCACAGCAUUAUUUGAAACUUUAAGCUUUAAAAUGGUGUGUAGUUGUAGAUUACACAUACAUGCAAGAUUGAAACAAUGUUUUUUUCUGAGCUGCUUAAUGUGAUGAUAAUCAGUUUUGUAAAAACUGUUUUGUAGGUUUAUCUCAAAUAUCAAACUCAAAAUUUAGAGUAGACCAUUAUCGCUUGUAAAUAUAAAUAACUAGUUUUUUAGUGAUCAUAAUGCUAAAAGCAUGAAAGAGCCUGUUAUGGGCAGAUUAUUGGUUGGGAAUGUGGUUAUUUGCAAGGGGAGAGACAUCAGAAACCAUCAUUUAGGGCUGGCGGCUACAAAAUAUGCCUCAAUUAGCUUGCACUUUCACUGACUUCUCAGUGCUUUUCACCUCGUGAUCUACAAAUGUGCUGUGUGAUAUUGGCAGGUGUAGUGUUGGAAUUUACCUAAUCAUUCAGAGUUAUUUGUUCUUACAAUUUAAUUUUGUUUUGUAUGAGUUUUACACAAGUAAAUAAUAUAUAUAGAUAUAUAUCAUAUUUUCUUGAUUAUCUCAAAUUUUAGCACUAGCAAUUUCAUCUGUUUAGUAGUUAAACUAAAUUGCUGGUAUGCAAAUGAGACAGUUUUUGUAAA
Molecule: messenger RNA, 2301 nt
Organism: Rhopilema esculentum
Lineage: Eukaryota; Metazoa; Cnidaria; Scyphozoa; Rhizostomeae; Rhizostomatidae
Product: ferric reductase 1
Molecular function (GO): heme binding; transmembrane monodehydroascorbate reductase activity
Source: RefSeq, a predicted model, not a curated record